Molecule: messenger RNA, 1774 nt
Organism: Sarcophilus harrisii (Tasmanian devil)
Lineage: Eukaryota; Metazoa; Chordata; Mammalia; Dasyuromorphia; Dasyuridae
Gene: BICDL2
Product: BICD family like cargo adaptor 2
Exons: 10
Coding region: 129-1652 (507 amino acids)
Biological process (GO): Golgi to secretory granule transport; vesicle transport along microtubule
Source: RefSeq, a predicted model, not a curated record
CUCCGGCUUACCUGGCCCCACCCCCCGGAAGAGAAGUUGACGGAGCUUUGGAGAGAGACCUGAGAAUGGGAAGCUGGGUCCAAUAGGGGGUCUCACACCCCCCCAGCAAUACAGAUGCUUGGGGAAGCAUGAACUCCCCCAGUAGUCCCCAGUUCCCUUCAGGGCUGCUCUCAGGAAGCACCUCCCCAAGUGGGGAUGAUGGGUUCUUCCCCUUUGUGCUGGAGAGGCGUGAUUCCUUCCUGGGGGGACCGGGGCCUGGGGAUGAGAAGCAAGAGGAUGAGCCCGAGGACCUGGCUGUGCUGCUUCAGCGAAAGGAAAAGGACUUACUACUGGCAGCUGAGCUGGGCAAGAUGCUUUUAGAGCGGAAUGAGGAGCUGAGCCGGAGUCUGGAACUUCUCAAAGCCCAACACGCUGAACGGGAGGAGAGGCUGCAGCAGCAGAACCAUGAGCUUCGACAGGGGCUGGCGGCCCGCGGAGCUGAGUGGGAGGCUCGGGCAGGGGAGCUGGAGGUCGAUGUGGCUACACUUCGAGCUGAACUUGGGGAGCGGCGCUCAGAGCAGCAGAACAGCGGGCGCCAGCGGGCCCAAGCCCUGAGAGAGCUCAGUGAGCAGAACCUCAGGCUCAGUGAGCAGCUUGCCCAGGCCUCCCAGACAGAACAAGAACUCCAAAAAGAACUGAGCACACUUCGGGGAGACUACCAGACCCAGCUCCUGUUGGGGACCGAGAUGCAGGCCCGACUAGAAAGCCUUCAGGGAGAGAACCAGAUGCUCCAGAGCCGGAGGCAGGACCUAGAAGGGCAGAUCAAGAACCUGCAGGAGGAGGUGGACCAGGGCCAGGGCCGAGUGCAAGCCUUGCAUGAGGAGCUGCUGCUGCUGAAAAGGGAGAGAAGGGAGCACAGCCUAGAGCUAGAACUGGCCCGCUCAGAGGCCAGGGAAGCACUUGUGUCCCUCAAACGUCUCCAGCAACAAGUCUCUGAACUGGAGGAAGAAUCCCGGCUGCAGGAUUCAGAAGUCUCUGGAGCCUCCCUGCAAUCCGAGAUUGCCCACAGCCUAGAUGAGGAAGGAAACCCCCAACUUCCAAUGGCUCCCCAUGAGAUCCACAACCCCAAUGUCCUUCAUGAUUCAUCGAAACCUCAGACUCCUCCUGAAGAGGGCUUGGAGCCCCCUAAGAAGCGGGCUUCAAUGAGUCCUAGAGAAAUAGUAGAAGAGAAGGAGAUGGAAAUGGAACGGCUACAAAAUGAGUUAUCUUUGCAAGUAGAAGAGUUGCAGUCUCUCCGAGAAGAAUUGCAGAGACAAAAGGAACUGAGGGAAGAGAAAGACCCCGAGUCAGCACUGAGUAAGGCCCUGUCUGACCGGGAUGAAGCGGUGAACAAGUCUUUGGCCCUGUCCCUUGAACUGACUAGGAUCUCCUUAGAACGGGACUCUCUUUCCCGGGAACUGCUCAGAACCAUUCACCAGAAAGUGGCGUUGUCUCAGGAACUGGAAGCCUGGCAGGAUGACAUGCAGGUAGUGAUUGGACAGCAACUUCGUUCUCAACGACUAAAAGAGCUUAAUUCGCAGCCAGCAAUGCCCCCCCUCGAUGCCACAAAAUUCUCCUUGGGUAGAGGGACAGGGACUGGUAGCUUCUUCACCAACCUUUUCAAAAGAACCUGAGGGGGUGCUUGGGCUGCGGAUGGGAAUGGUAGUCUGGAGGUUUUUCUAGAAAGGGCUCAGGAUACUAGGGAUUAAGAGAGACAAUGACAUGGGGAUACGGGAUGGCAGAAGGUAAGACUCCA